Molecule: messenger RNA, 2949 nt
Organism: Nylanderia fulva
Lineage: Eukaryota; Metazoa; Arthropoda; Insecta; Hymenoptera; Formicidae
Source: RefSeq, a predicted model, not a curated record
AUGCCGACAUCGUGGAUUUAUAAACUAUCGAAAUCGCAAUUAAUUGAGAAGCUCCAGCAGGCAGCUUCAGUAGACGGCGAUUUAGUUUUCAAGGAAAACGAUAGUAUAGAUACGUUGCGAAGAGUAUUGGCACGGCACGUACGAGAUCAAGGUAGCGCGAAGAUGACGGCGAACGGUAGAGAGAGUGACAACACAGAGAAGCAUUCCAAAGGGAAGGCAACUCACACAAUGGCAAACGAUAAUAACUCAAAAUUGGAAUUUCACUUGGGCAAGGACGAUUGGGAAACGUAUACCGAACGCUUAAAAUUGUAUUUCUUGGCGAACGACGUGGAAAACGCUAAGAAGGUGCCAGUGUUAUUAACUAAAAUAAGUGCGAAAGCAUAUAAAUUGAUAAGAGAUCUGUGUGCACCAGAUAAGCCUAUAACAAAAACGUAUGAGCAGUUAAUAAAGUUGAUGUCAAACCAUUUAUGCCCGAAACCAUCGGAAGCGAUGGAACGAUGUAAGUUCCACCAAGCGCAACAAGCGGCGACGGAAUCAAUCGCAGAAUUCGCGGCGAGACUAAAAAGAUUGUCAAUAAACUGUGGAUUCAAAGAUGCGGCAACAGCUCUACGAGAUCAACUGGUAUGUGGAAUAAAAGACCAUGCUACAAAGAUACUGUUGUUUCGAGAAGAAGGCUUAACAUACGACAAGGCGUAUAAAAUAGCAACGGCAGCGGAGGAAGCCGAGAGGAAUGCCACGUCCACGGAUAAACUUAAUACAGCUACGGCAGCGCAAACAAAUGUUAAUACAAUUUGCACAGUUGCCAAACCGAAUUGGAAUUACGGGAAGCAGCGAAAUAAUUAUCGUGGUAAACAAGGUCACGGAAAUGCAAAACACGCGAAUGGAAACACAGGCCCAUCGUCACAAAGCUCAACAGGCAGCAGAAAUUGUUACUGCUGUGGGAAGGCGAACCACUGGGCGCGGGACUGUUUCCAUCGCCAUAAAACGUGUACAAGCUGCAAUAAGAAGGGUCAUUUAGCCACGCAGUGCCGAAGGAAGAAGGAAGACGUCCAACAUGUUGACGUAGGAGCAGAGAAGGACAAAGGGACAUACGACUUUCUUAACCUCGAGCUAGGAGGGAACAGCGAGGAAUCAACAUGCGGUACCAUAGAAUCAAGCGGGGACAAGGUCAUAGCGGAACCUAUGUAUGUAAACGUCGCGAUAAACGGAAAAAGCGUAAAUAUGGAGAUCGAUACGGGUACGUACGCGUCGAUAAUAUCGAGGGAAAAUAAAAAUAAAUUACUUCCGACACUAGAGGUGAAAAAGUUAAGUAAAACGUUGAAUGCAUACGAUCAAACACCUUUAAGUCACGAAGGAAUAUUACAGGAUCUUGUCGUGAAGUUAGGCAAAAAAGAAGUUAAAGCAAAUAUGAUAGUAAUGUCGCGAGCGGGGCCGACGCUAAUAGGCAGGCAAUGGUUAAAACUCCUCGGGUUAUGGCCGCUAGCGAUUAAGAGCGAGUUAGUUAGCGAAAGAGUAAUACAUAAGAUGGAUGUAGCGAACGUAAGAAAUGAGUUUGUAAGGCAGCAUCCCACGUUGUUUGGUCCGGGACUCGGAGUAUAUAAUAAAGGUAUGCUGAAAUUAGUAUUAAAAGAAGGUGCGAAGCCGGUAGCAUUGAAAGCACGGAGACUACCAUUCGCGCUAAAUGAAAAAGUCGAAACAGAAAUUAAUAGAUUAGUUAAACUAGGGCAUCUGGAGAAAAUUGAAGUUAGCGAAUGGGCAACUCCUAUAGUGCCGGUAAUAAAAAAUGACGGAUCGGUCAGGAUCUGCGGAAACUUUAAAUUAACAAUAAAUCCAUGGCUGAUUAUAGAUCGCCAUCCUUUGCCGUUAAUAGAUGAGAUUUUCGCCGCGUUAAGAAAUGGAAAAACGUAUUCGCAAAUAGACUUGACACACGCGUAUAUGCAAAUUCCAGUAGAAGAGAGUUCUCGGAACUAUUUGGCGAUAAUAACGCACAAAGGACUAUAUAGAUACACGAAACUGACUGAAGGUAUAGCAUCGGGGCCGGGAGAUUUUCAACGGAAAAUCGAGCAGUGUUUGGCGGGUGUAAGGGGCGCAAUCCCAUAUUUAGAUAAUAUAUUCUGCACCGGGGAAACUGACGAAGAGCAUCUCCAAACAUUAAAGGAAGUAUUUGAUCGUCUGGGAAGUUGUGGGUUUAAAGUAAAUAUUAAGAAAUGCGACUUCUUUAAAGAAAAACUAGACAUUCUCGGAUUCGUAAUCGACAGGAAUGGCUUGCAUAAAUCCAUAACUAAAGUAAAAGCGAUGAGUGAGGCACCGAAGCCGCAAAACCUUAAACAAUUACAGUCUUUUAUAGGGUUAGUUACGUAUUAUGCGAGAUUUCUGCCGGACAGGGCGGAAAUGCUAAAACCGUUAUACGAGUGUGUUAAGGGAAGUAAGUUUGAAUGGACCAAAAGUUGCGAUAAAGCCUUUGAAUGGGUAAAAACUGAACUAACAUCGUCAAAAGUGUUAGCGCAUUAUGAUCCGAAAGAAGAGAUUAUCUUAGCGUGCGACGCCUCGGCGUACGGAUUAUCAGCGAUACUAUCACAUAAAUACGCCGACGGUAUUGAGAAACCGAUAGCUUACGCGUCCAAGGUCAUUUCGGACGGGGAAUUACAUCGAGCACCGAUUGAUAAGGAAGCAAACGCGCAUUCAAAGUGGCCAGAGAUUGUCGACAUGAACAAUUGUACUCAGGUACCGAAGGUGCUGGCGGAAUUUAAGAUGUUAGGUAGAUUUGGACUACCGAGACAUUUAGUUACCGACAACGGGAUCCAAUUCACGAGUGUUGAAUUUAGAGAAUUUGCCUUUGGCAGCUACCCGUUGCAGUGGGAGCAUUUGUGGCACUGUGCCGCAAAUGCUCCCACUGGACGUGGGAGAAUAUAUAUGUGUCAAUACACAUAUACUCCCAAGAAGUUGUAA